Molecule: messenger RNA, 1719 nt
Organism: Dioszegia hungarica
Lineage: Eukaryota; Fungi; Basidiomycota; Tremellomycetes; Tremellales; Bulleribasidiaceae
Product: putative ER to Golgi transport-related protein
Exons: 5
Coding region: 1-1719 (572 amino acids)
Biological process (GO): Golgi organization; endoplasmic reticulum to Golgi vesicle-mediated transport
Cellular component (GO): Golgi apparatus
Molecular function (GO): small GTPase binding
Source: RefSeq, a predicted model, not a curated record
AUGGGCAAGUCAAAGAAAAACAAUGCCGCAAAAGCGGCAGAGCAGAAAAAGAAUGAGGGAGAAACAACGCCUUCCGCCCCGGGGACACCGCCAACACCAGCGGUCGAGCCGGAAGCCGCCGUUCUCGAGGCGCCUCCUGUGCCAGAUGUGCAAGAGCCCGAGCCCGCACCAACCGUGGAAGCACCAGAAGCAGGUCCGUCAUCGCCAAAACCUCCACCUGCCGAGGAGCCCUCACUUCUACCGACAGCCUCAGCGGAGCUCGCACCGGCUCCCGAGCGUCCAUCGCUGGACAGCGGCCGCGGGGAUGAUAGAGAUGCGAUUGCGCAUCUGGAGGCGGAGCUUUCGGUAGUGCGGAAUGAGAAGGAAAUCCUCAGUGGGCAGUAUCGCGGACUGCUGGGCAAGUUGACGGCGAUGCGGCAAAGCUUGGGAGAUAAGCUCAGAGAGGAUGCGGAAGAGCUGGAUAGACGGGAAACAUCGAUCAAUUCCCUCAAUGCCCAAGUAGAAAGCCUACAGGCCAAUACAUCGACUUUACAAGCCGAGCUCGAAUCGGCAUCCAGCGAGUCGGCGGCUUUGGCGGGACAGCUCGCGCAGAUCCGGUCACAAUCAGAUUCGUCAUCCUCGGAUGUCUUGAGUCUGACGCGGGAGAUGCGCGAGCUGCGAGGAGAGAUGGAGCGGUUGCGGAUGGAGACGGAGGAAUGGGAGGGAGAGGCUGGAAGAGAAAGAGCGAGGAGAGAAGCGAUGGAGGAGGAAAUAAGGCAAAUGGAGCGGAGAGAAAGGGAUGCGAGGAGAGAAGCGGAAAGAGCGAGAGAUGAAGCUGAGGGGGAGCGGACGAGGGGGAAUAAUCUGCAAGAGGUCCUAGCCGAGUUCCAAGCGGCAAAAGAUUCGGAAUUGCAUAGCGCAACAUUCGACCUCGAGAAGCAGCUCCAUGCGGCAGCGUCAUCACUAUCAGAGUUCAAGCUCAGAGCAGCCAAUGCAGAGACGAGGUUAGGGGAGAUGUCGGGGGAUGCAGGCCGGUCAGCUCGGCUAGAGAAGGAGAUCAAGGAGAAGGAGCGGUUGAUUUCAAAGUUGCGGCAUGACGCUGUCGUCAACAAUGAACACCUCACUGAAGCCCUACGCCGGCUCCGCAAAAACACCUCAUCCGAAAAUGUCGAUCGCAGACUAGUCACCAAUAUCCUCCUCUCCUUUCUGUCGACCUCUCGGGGUGAUACCAAGCGAUUCGAAAUGCUCAAUAUCUUGUCUACCAUCUUGUCUUGGGACGAUACGGAUAGAGAAAAGGCGGGACUGCAGCGGAUGGGCUCCAAGGGGGAGAAGGAGCGGCCCAAGAUUGGGCGGAAGGGGAGUGGGUUGCAAGAUGGGCGGAGUGCGGAAGAGGAAGCGGCCAUGAACGAGUCCUUCUCCAACCUAUUCGUCGAAUACCUCCUGAAAGAGGCGGGCCAAAAUCAACGCGCACAACGGUCCGACCCAUCUUCUUCUGCUACACCCUCCUCGCCCAUCUCACCUGUCCGAGGUCUGCCCGCGCCCUCCCUCCCCUCCUUCUCUCCUCCCCAAUCCGGAGCUUCUACUCCUUUUGCGCGAGAACGGACAUUCUCGAGCACAUCGAGUAUCAGCGGUAUGAUGAGCCCGCCCAGUGGAGGUAUGGGGGGUUCCAUAUUGGGUUUGCCGUCUCUGGGGAGAAAACAGAGUCAUAAUCUUACGAGUGCGCUGAAUGGGGAGAGAUGA